Molecule: messenger RNA, 855 nt
Organism: Xiphophorus maculatus (southern platyfish)
Lineage: Eukaryota; Metazoa; Chordata; Actinopteri; Cyprinodontiformes; Poeciliidae
Gene: urm1
Product: ubiquitin related modifier 1
Exons: 5
Coding region: 21-326 (101 amino acids)
Biological process (GO): tRNA thio-modification; protein urmylation
Cellular component (GO): cytoplasm; nucleus
Molecular function (GO): protein tag activity
Source: RefSeq, a predicted model, not a curated record
UUCCUGCAUGUGCGGACAACAUGGCAGCCCCCGUUGCUGUUCAUCUGGAGUUUGGAGGAGGAGCAGAGCUACUUUUUGAUGGUGUCAAGGAACAUCAUGUGACUCUACCGAGCCAGUCUGAACCAUGGGACAUGAAGCAGCUGCUGGUUUGGAUCCAACGGAACCUGCUGAAGGAACGGCCUGAGCUCUUUGUUCAGGGAGACACAGUGAGGCCUGGGAUCCUGGUGCUUAUCAAUGAUGCAGACUGGGAGCUAAUGGGGGAGCUGGACUAUCAACUCUUAGACCAAGACAACAUUGUAUUUAUUUCUACGCUUCACGGAGGAUAAAUAACUAAAAGGACAGACAUCACGAUGUGUAUACUACAUAUAUAACAGUUCCAGACCUCUACACCCUUCACUCCCCUUUCUGUUCUCACAUGCAAAGAACAACUCUCCCUAUUGGACGCUGAUGACGCGUCAACGCCAUCAUGAAGUGCACAGCUGAUACUGUGCAGCAGGAAUGAGGGGAAUUUCAGAGUUGGCUUCUGAAAACCUGGAAUUGUGUGGAAGUCUUUGAUCAAACAAGGCAGGUAAAAAGCCAGCCCAGAGUUUUCAAUAAAGACCAGAAUUGAAAAAGAUAUAUCACUAAACUCUUGGACACUGAAACUCCUAAGUAUGUGGAAACAUAAUCUAAUUAUUUUUUAACUCAUGAGAAGAAAAAAUUAAGAUAAUUACAGAUUUGGUUGAUAUGUUAGUUAACUGUUUUCCUCUUUACAGCUAUGCCUUACAGUAUGUUAUUCAUCAUGCAAGUACCCACAUUUUCUUAAUUUUCUUUUCUUACUUUCAUUGAAAUGUAUGUAUUUUUUUUCAUUUAAAU